Molecule: messenger RNA, 1464 nt
Organism: Photinus pyralis (common eastern firefly)
Lineage: Eukaryota; Metazoa; Arthropoda; Insecta; Coleoptera; Lampyridae
Product: protein downstream neighbor of son homolog
Exons: 2
Coding region: 104-1342 (412 amino acids)
Biological process (GO): nuclear DNA replication
Cellular component (GO): nucleus
Source: RefSeq, a predicted model, not a curated record
UUCAUAAUUUUAAAGGUUAUGUAAGUGUUUAUAAUAUCGGUUUAUCAUUUGUAUUUUUAAAAUAAUGAAAACUGUAAAGUGAAAUCUCUAUUAGAUUAACAGAAUGUCCACAUCGAAUGAAUCCAUUGAAGAGUCAUCAAAGUGGUUACAUCCCAACCAAUUAUUAAAGUUACAACGAUUAAAAGUGAAAAGAAGACAAUUGCAGGCUCGGAUCAAUAACAGUGAAGUAAAUGUACCUAAUGACGGUUUUAAUGCUAAUCUUAAUAAUAUAUCAGUAUGUGGAAAACGACCAAAUCCAUUCGUAAAACCUUUAGGAGACUGUAAACGCACUAAACUUAAUGUAAAUGAAUCGAGUGAUGGAACCUUGUUUGGCCUCUUGCAUUCCAAUGAUGCUAUAGAGAGACCACAUGCUUUAAUCUCUUUUAAUAAAACUAUAUCGGUCCCUAAUGAUUUGUGUUUGAAUAAAGCUGACAUUGUGCCGCCUAUAAAAGCCCAACAUUCGUGGGUACCUAUCGAUUGGACACUAAAUUGUAAGCUGCGGUUAUUAUCAUCUAAACCCUUUAGUUGGAGUCAUAAACUGAAAAUAAGUGAGGAAGCAUCUGGUAUUACUGCAUUUGUCAGAUGUCUAAAUUAUAACUCUGAAACCACACUUGAUACAUCUCCAAAUGCCAAAUUUCACCAAUGCUGUCUUUACUGGCAACAACCACAUUUUCCUUGGCUUAGUGUAUUUCCUCGCACGCAAGCACAAUCUUCUUCAGGCCCAAGUUUUGUUACAACGGCUGCAAUGCGUGACAAUUUACAUAUGGCAUGGUCUGAUGGUUUGCGUUCAUUAUUUCAAUUGUUACGAACCCGACAAUGUCCAUUUUUCUAUGUUUGUACCAAUACUUUUACAGUAUUAUUUAGGGCUGCUGGAAUAUGUGGCCAUGCAGAAAUGGUUGCGUUAAUAACUCCUACAACGUAUGGAUUUAGACAGUUGCUAAGGCAAGAGGAAAUUGAAUUUUCAAUGCCUUUAAAAGUAAAGUCUGGCACGAAAGAUAAAGGUGACGGUUCUGAUGAUGAAGGAUCUGAAGAGAAGUGGCUUGCAAGUAUGGGCAUAAAUGCAGAGGAUAGAAAACAAAUAAGUUAUACUGAAAAACAACGUCAUCGUAAAACAGAAUGUGAGGUAGAUAAUAGUGAAGGAAGUUUAGUUCUAAUACAAGGGAUGGAAGUUCAUGGUCUAUAUAAUUUUCUUAUUAAUUGCAAAAGUGCUACAAGUAUCACCGGUUCUUUAGCAGGUAUCCCUCCGACUCUUCUGUCACCAAUUGCCUUUCAAGGUGCAACCUUAUCAACUUUGAAAAGUUAAAUGGACCUAUUCUACCACAUAUUAUACAUAAUUUGUCUGAAUUAAACCCACAAGACCAAAGCUUUACUGCUACUUUCGGACAUAUUACCUCUUCAAUGGCGUUUAGUAAAUUAGGGGAAACU